CGACGAGGAGCCGACUUCUUUUCAUUUCUCUAGUUUCUCUGGUUCUUGGCACUGUCAACUACGUGCAAUCAUGGACUCCAUCCAGCAAGCGGUCGUCCAGCCCCUCCAACCCCUCCUCCGACCCAUCGCAUCCGCCCUCCCCAAACCCGUCCACGAUGCCGUUGUCUCCCUAGUCGGUGCCCCCUGCCAUAGCACCCUUCUGGUCGAUCUGGACGUCGCCAAGGAUCCCGAAUGCACCUCGCUCGCCAUCUCCAAGGCACUGGGUAUCGCCAUCGUGGGCGCCAGCGCCAUCGUCAAAGUGCCGCAGAUCCUCAAGUUGAUCAAGUCGCAAUCGUCGGCCGGGGUGUCGUUUGUCUCGUAUGCGCUGGAGACGGCCAGUCUGCUGAUCACGCUGUCUUACAGCGUGCGCAACCAGUUCCCCUUCAGCACCUACGGGGAGACGGCCCUGAUCGCCGUGCAAGAUAUUGUGGUGGGCGUGUUGGUCCUCAGCUUCGCCGGGAAGGGCACCGCAGCCGCGGCGUUUGUCGCCGUCGUCGCCGCUAGUGUCUAUGCGCUGCUCUUCGACCAGACGCUCAUCUAUGCGCAGACCAUGGCGUAUCUGCAGGCGGGCGCGGGAGCGCUGGGUGUGGCCAGCAAAGCGCCGCAGAUUUUGACCAUCUGGCAGGAGGGCAGUACCGGGCAGUUGAGUGCUUUUGCUGUAUUCAACUAUCUCGCCGGAUCCCUGUCGCGCAUCUUCACGACCCUGCAGGAGGUGGACGAUCCGAUCAUCCUGUACGGGUUCAUCGCAGGGUUCAGUCUGAACCUGGUGCUUGCCACGCAGAUGCUGUACUACUGGAACAGCUCGCCGGCUCCCGCCCCGGCCAAGAAACAGACCCGUUCGAAAGCCAAGGCUCAGCUGGAGAAGCCGGUCGCGCAGAGCACGGGGGCAUCGCCCAAGUCGGGCAAGGGGCCUACCACGCGGCGACGGGGUUGAU
Aspergillus candidus is the source of this 974-nucleotide messenger RNA. Its product is annotated as putative monosaccharide-P-dolichol utilization protein. Lineage: Eukaryota; Fungi; Ascomycota; Eurotiomycetes; Eurotiales; Aspergillaceae. The coding region runs from base 71 to 973 and encodes 300 amino acids. The record is from RefSeq and is a predicted model, not a curated record. The transcript has 2 exons.